Messenger RNA from Dendronephthya gigantea, 6309 nucleotides. Its product is annotated as low-density lipoprotein receptor-related protein 4-like. Gene Ontology annotation, molecular function: protein binding; calcium ion binding. The transcript is spliced from 36 exons. The record is from RefSeq and is a predicted model, not a curated record. Lineage: Eukaryota; Metazoa; Cnidaria; Anthozoa; Malacalcyonacea; Nephtheidae. The coding region runs from base 698 to 6031 and encodes 1777 amino acids.
AGAAUUCGGUAAAUAUUCCAAAACAUCGCCGUAAGAUUAGAUCAUUUGACGCAUCUUGAACUAUUUUGGGAAUGGAUGUAGCCGUAGCUUAAGUUAAGUACCGUGAAAAAUCUCUUCAGUUUUGAUAUCAGUUGAUAUUCAAUGGCUACUUGUCCUUCUACUAAUAUAGUUGUUUGUGUUUGGUGACUCGUUACGGGCUUAUAAUUGCUAAAUCGCCUGUGUUGGCGACGAUCAUUGUUUGAGGCCGGGUAGCUUGUCGGAAAUUUGACAAGCAAGACAAAGAAAAUCAAGUUGGUAUAAAAUUGUGGUUUAUCGCCUCGUUUGAGUCAAGACACUCAACACACGAUUUAGCCAUAUCCAGAUAGCGACUCGACUUAGACAACUGAUGAAUGGUGCGUGGUAUUCAAUCAAACAACAAGAGUUAUGCUAUGACUAAGAUUAAUUAAAUUACUGACACUAUAUAUUAGUCAACGAGAGCAGUAUUCAUUUCCACUACAGUAAUCCUUGUUUGAUUUUGGAUUGUGUGGUAAUAACAGGAUUGUGUUCUGAGCACCAUUGGCAGUUUACAUGCCAAGUAUACACUUAGACGGGAUUAAACACCGUGUGCUUAUAUCACGAAUAUAUAUAGUGGGAUAUCCGUUUUGAAAUAGCUCAUAACGCAACACGAGUUUGGCAGCAUAUCAAACAGUUUAAAGCAAUGUGGAAACACGAAGUUAGUUUGCUGUUCGUAACUUUGAUUCAAUGUGCACAGAUUUCAAAAGGUGAAAAUGGGACAUGCGCUGUAAAUGAGUUUACUUGCAAGGAUGGGGAAUGUAUUUUGUCCAAAUGGGAAUGCGACGGUGAACCAGAUUGUUCAGACCAUUCAGAUGAGAAAGAUUGUGACAGUUACCCCACAUGUUCUUCAAGUCAAUUCCAGUGCAACAUAACAAAGGAUUGUGUAGAUGAAGAUUGGAGAUGCGAUGGUGAUAUCGAUUGUGGUGACUCCACUGACGAAAGGAACUGUUACAACACUCCAUGCACUGAUGAAGACUACCGUUGUAAAAACGGUAAGUGCGUCCCAGAGGCUUUCCGAUGCGAUGGAGUAGAUGACUGUGAGGAUUUCUCAGAUGAAGCUUUAUGCGAUACAAUUAUUAGGCGUUGUCAAGUAAGCGAGUUCCGAUGUGAUUCACAAAACUGUAUUCCCCUUGAUUGGCAAUGUGAUGGAUUUUCAGAUUGUAACAAUGGCAAAGAUGAAGACGGCUGUGUAGAUAAAUGUCUUUCGCAUGAGUGGAAAUGUGACGACGGAAAAUGUAUAUUAGCCAAAUAUAGAUGUGAUGGGGAUAAAGACUGUAAAGACAGGUCGGACGAGCUCGGAUGCGGAAAUGAAACUGCGAUUUGCAGUUUGAAAUCUCAUUUUAACUGCACUUCGGGCAAGUGUAUCUAUUCGGAUUGGAAGUGUGACGAUGAACUGGAUUGUGAUGAUGGCUCGGAUGAAAACAAUUGUGGAUGCCCGUCAAGUGGUAAUGUUGACAAUAAUUGCACUAAACCAACUGAAGCAGUUCAAAAGAAUUAUACUCAUGGAUGUCUUCGGACGCAGUUUCGUUGCUAUAAUGAUAAAUGUGUCGAAAUGGAUAAAGUUUGUAAUCGAAAAGAUGAUUGUGGCGACAAAUCAGACGAACUUAGAUGCCCAACAUGGGAGAACCAGACUUCAUGUGGCCCGAACCAAGGUGGCUGUGAACACAAGUGUAGCGAUGAGGGAGGUGUACCUGAAUGCUCCUGUUUUGAAGGGUUCUACCCGGAUAAAUCCGAUUUUAAACGUUGCGUAGAUAUUGACGAAUGCAAUAUCCCAGGGUUUUGCAGUCAAUUGUGUAGGAAUGAUCACGGAGGCUAUAAGUGCUCGUGCCACAAGGGAUAUGUUCUCCAGUCUAAUGGACGGAAAUGUAAAGCAUUAGGUCCCAAACCACUCCUUGCAUUAAGCGACCAAGGUAUGGUAUCAAUAUCGGCAUUAGCGACUCCCAAAAAAAUAGAAACCAUUGCACAGGACGUCGGAAAUAUUGCAGCUGUGGAUUACUGGUUUGAAGGAGAUUUAAUAUUCUGGGCAGACACCGAUUUUAAAACAAUCAAAUCAGCUAGCCUGAACGGUUCUCUUAUGAGGGAUGUUGUCAAAUUUGGCUUGGAAAUGCCAUGCGGCCUAGUUGUUGAUUGGAUGGGCAGGAAAGUAUUUUGGACAGACUCUGAAAGUGGCAGAAUAGAAAUGUCUAAUUUUGAUGGCACCCAGAGAAAAGCAAUUUUUUGGCAACCUCUCGGAAAACUCAGAGCAAUCGCGUUACAUCCAAGUAAAGGUUACAUGUUUUGGACGGAAUGGGAUUUGGAAGGAGAUGACACCACGUCAUCCAUAACACGUGCUAAUAUGGACGGCACAGACGUUCAAAGAAUACGAUACAGAGAUAUUUACUGGCCAAACGCACUCACUGUUGAUUACCUAAAGUUGAAAAUAUAUUUCGUGGAUGCAAAGACAGGACUAAUCGAGUUAUCAGAUUUUGAUGGAAGCUUUCGUAUAACAAUCAGGAAAGAUAAUUUGAUGCAGCCAUUUUCAAUCAGCCUUUUCGAAGACGAUAUAUAUUGGACGGAUACAAACAAAAAGGGAGUAUAUAAAAUGAAUAAAUUUGACGGAAGUGGCAUCAAUUUAGUACAAAGGAAUUUGAAUUAUCCAAUGGGACUUGCAGUCAUUCACACAUCAAGACAACCACAUGGUAGUUAUAACUGUGAGAAAAACAACGGAGGAUGCAGUCACAUUUGCCUACCGACGUCAUCAGGACGAAGCUGCGCAUGUCCUACUGGAUUUCAAAUGUCAAAUCUUACUCAUUGCUCUGAAAAAAUUGACAAGUUCGUCGCUUACGUUGCUGACUAUAGUAUACGUCAAAUAUCCCUGGAUACGGGUGACAUGCUGGAUGUUGUAUUGCCAUUUGAGAACGUGCUUGAUGUAAUUGCAAUGGAUUGGGAUCCAGUCAAGGAUGAAAUGUAUUGGGCAGACAUUUAUAACGAUGAAAUAACGAUAAGAAAAGGGAAAAUGAGACCAGCCUAUAAUGAGGCUGUACUUCACCAAAUUCCUGGCAAGCUAUCGGGUAUUGCCGUUGACUGGUUGUCAAGGAAACUGUACUGGUCUGACGAAGAAAGGAAUCAUAUCCUUGUUUCUAAUCUUGAUGGAAGUUCAACAACAGUUUUACGAUGGAAAAAUAAUAACCAACCAAGAAAUUUGUUGCUUCAUGUGGAGAAGAGAUACAUGUACUGGACGACCCAUGGUAAAGCUGUCAGCAUAAAUCGCGCUGGAAUGGAUGGUCUUUCUCGGAAAAAAAUUGUUUCGAAACAUUUGACAAACCCAACUGGCUUGUGUAUCGAUAAAUUGAAAAACAUCAUUUUUUGGGUGGAUGGAGGAGAUAUUGUUCAUUACUUCGCAUUAGCAACAGAAAAACGAAAUUUCUUCAAAGUUUCGCACCAUUCCCUGUCAUUGACUCCCUUUUCAAUUGGUGUUCACAAAGAUCGUUUUUUUUGGGCGGAUUCAAGUUUAAAGAAGGUGCUAUCGAUGAAUCUUGGAGAUACGAACAGCACUAGAGUCAUUGGAAAAUAUACAUCAAACCCUGCGAGACUGGCGGUCUUUGCGAAAAUGCAAACUUCAGAGAAUCACCCUUGUUCAAUAAGAAACGGUGGUUGCAGCCAUCUUUGUUUGCUUUCGCCAUCACAAGGUUAUCGGUGUUUGUGUCCUGCUGGAAGACAUCUCAAGGCCGAUAAUAAAACUUGCGAAUCAGUGCAAGAGUUAACACGGUUUGUGUUGGUAAACAGCAAUGGCAGGCUGCAUCAAGUACCUCUAAGUGUUCCAUACAAGACAGAAAUAGCCUUAGCUACUAAGGGCAACAAAGUGAAGGAUAUCAUUGCCUUUGAUGUUGAUGUUAAACGCAGAAAUGUAUAUUUUAUCAGGAGAACCAAAACAGAAAAGGAAAUCUGUUUUGUUUCGUUAUUUGGUGGCGAUAAUACAUGCAUUCUUUCUGAGAUACUUCGUGCACCUUACGAUAUUGCGUAUGACCCUGUACGACAUUAUUUUUACUGGACUGAUGCUUUUACCAGGAAGAUAUACCUCGCUGAUAGCAAUGGAACAUUUUGGACCGUUGUCAUUUGGAAGAAUUUAGACGAACCAUCAUCCAUUACAGUUGCAUACCAGCACGGGUUUAUAUUUUGGGCAGAUGUUGGCGAGCAUAAAUCCAUAUUUAGAGCAAAUAUGGACGGUAGUUCUUCUUCAAAGAUUGUGACGACAGGAUUGAAAUGGCCAUACAGUCUGACUGUUGAUCACGUAACUAAACAUUUAUACUGGACAGACUUUCCUCAGGAGCGAAUUGAAUUUUGUGAUUACGAGGGAAAGAACAGAAGGCAAAUUGCAACAACUUCAUCGGGGCUGACAUCACUUUCGUUGUUUAGUAAAUUUGUGUAUUGGUCAGAGUGGAAACCUGGAGUGUUGAGGAAAAGCGGUAAAGCCCAAAAAAUUUUCAAUUUUGCUACAGUGAUCAAAGGAAUGAAGAGAGUAUUUGGAAUUCAAGCUGUAAACUUGCAAAAAAUACCAGUGUCAAAAAGCGAUUGCGAGAACAACAAUGGAAAUUGCAGUCACUUUUGUGUGAUGAAUCCCGUCGGGAUAUCGUGUGCUUGCCCUGUCGGCCUAAAACUUCGCGAAGGCGGAAAAAUCUGUUACGAUAGUCCACACAGGUCGAUAUUCUUCAUCAGUGGAAAAACAAUGAAUAGAAUAUCGUUUGAUACAGAUGACCUAACGAGUUUUCCAUUGCCUGUAAAAAAUAUGAAUAUCACACGAAGUUUCAUUUUCAAUGUUAUCGAAGAUAAAAUCUACUGGACUGAUGGCACCACGAUCUAUUCAACGCGAAUGAAAGAUUCAGUAACAAAGAUAAUCGUCAUCUCCAACUCGUCAUCGAUCAAUAGCCUAUCAGUUGACUGGAUUUCUGGAAAUUUAUUCUGGUCGGAUCUAAGAACUGCUAAGAUUAAGGUGUCUACACUGAAUGGCUCACAUUCUGCUGAUCUUAUAACUGGUGCAUUAGAAAAGCCUCGAGAUAUUGCUGUUGAUGCUGCAAAAGGUCUUCUCUUUUGGACUGAUGCCGGAAGAAAGGUUAUAGAGAGAUCGCAUACAGAUGGCCAAUCACAUACCGUGGUUGUCAGUGGCGACGUAUAUCAGCCAGUUGGUCUGGUACUGGAUGAAGAGACAGAGUUCUUGUAUUGGUCUGAAGCGAUGACUUAUAGCAUAGAGAGAUGUAACUACGAUGGUCAGAGAAGAUCAACAGUCGUUAAAAAAGGUGUUUAUGCGUCCGGACUGACAAUAUUAGGAUCUCAGGUGUUUUGGGCUGACUAUCGACAGCGGGCUUUACUGCAUGCUCACAAGGAGACUGGUGCAGAAGUUAAUGCUCUUGAGAAAGAUCUGGAAAUUCCUAUGGCUUUGGCAGCUUUCACAAGAAGGACCACACCAGUUACAAGUCCAUGCUUCAUGAAUGGAAACUGCUCCAACAUUUGCCUAUCUAAACCCAAUGGUCGAUCAUGUGCUACCGUUUGUGAUAAAAUAUUACAUCUGAGAGAUUCAUGUGUGGUUAAAAAAAUUAUUUCAACACAGAGAAGUAUACAACCCUCCAGAAGUUGCACAAUGGCUAAUGGUGAUGAUAACUGUACUAAUAUCACUGUGAAUUUUAGAAAAGGAAGGAAAUCGAUGACGAUAGCAUAUAUUGUCGCAGGGAUUGUUUGUUUGGUCUUUGUUUUAACCAUGACUAUCCUGAUAUUUCUUUGCUAUCGGCGUUUCAAAUCACGUAGAAGCAAAAGAAGGCAAAAACAACUGAUGGCGUUAAGAGUAACUUUUGAAAACAAGCGUACAACGAGCAAAGAAGACACAGUUAAUGAUCCACUUGUGACCAUUUCGUCGCAACGUCGGGAACAAUUAUCAACAAGAUCAAGUCCUUCCAUUGUGCAGGAAGAGGAAAGAGAUCCGUGUCUUGCUAUUUCUGAAGUGUAGUUUCUAUGUAAAAAAGCAAACGACUUUUGUUUGAGAAAACACAAAUUUUAAUUACAUAGUUGUGCUAAGUUGUAGUCACCGGCUUAUAUAAUGAUAUGUGCGAACAUAGGCUACAAUUUUUAGCAUGUGUCUAAAUAUUUUGAAUAAAAUAACUUGUUAAACUACAAACUUUUAACUCAGACGCUAAUUAGAUUUCACAGAAAAUAUUUCUUAUAUCGUAGGGUAUAAAGAGUUGUAUAUUAUAUAAUACUAAGAAAAAGUCAUCUAAACUAGUUAUA